Frankliniella occidentalis (western flower thrips) is the source of this 3066-nucleotide messenger RNA. Its product is annotated as ice-structuring glycoprotein-like. NCBI's taxonomy places the organism in Eukaryota, Metazoa, Arthropoda, Insecta, Thysanoptera, Thripidae. The coding region runs from base 23 to 2194 and encodes 723 amino acids. The transcript is spliced from 4 exons. The record is from RefSeq and is a predicted model, not a curated record.
GGGGUCCAAGCAAGCCACUCUGAUGCAAUGGGUGCGGCCCCCCUUGGUAUUUUCUUUUUCUGCGGCCCAGCCCUGCCGGCCCAGCCCUUUAGCCGGCUCGUCCGUCCUUGGAGCCUCCCCAGCUUCCCCGGCCCUGUCCGGCCCCGCCAGGACCGCCAGGACCCACUCUCACAUUGUCCGCAUUGUUUGUGUUCCGCAGGCCCUGGUCGCGGUGCUGUUCGGUCUGCUGGCCCAGACCGGCGCGUACCACGACCCCGAGAGGGAGUACAAGCUCCGCGAGGCGCAGGUCGCCUGCGCCACUCCCGGCCACGCCCUCGGCUUCUCUCCCGCCGCGUACGCCGGGUACGCUGGCUACGCGGGUAGCGCCAUCAGCGGGUACUCCGCCACCGGCGCCAUCUCAUCCUACUCCGCCUCCCCCGCCAUCGCCUCCUACUCCGCCUCCCCCGCCGUGUCGUCCGUCUCCGUCGGACCCUCCUACUCCUCCUACACGGCCACCCCCGCCGUCUCUUCCUACUCCGCCUCCCCCGCCCUGUCGUCUGUCUCCGUCGGCCCGGCUUACGCCUCUUACGCCGCCACCCCUGCCGUGUCCGUGACCAAGGCGUACCUGCCUCCGGCACCCGCCGUCAAGGUCGCCACCCCCGCCUACAGCUACGCUGCUCCCGCUGUGGCCACUUACGCCGCUGCCCCCGCUAAGGUCGCAUACGCCGCUGCUCCCGCCGUGGCCACCUACGCUGCUGCUCCCGCUAAGAUCGCCUACGCUGCUGCUCCUGCUAAGAUCGCCUACAGCUCCGCCCCCGCUGUCUCCUCCUCGUACAUUACUACUGGCGCCGUGAAGGCUUACGCCGCCGCCCCCGCUGUGGCCACCUACGCCGCUGCCCCCGCCGUUCACACCUACGCCUCCGCCCCCGCUGUUGCCACCUACGCUGCUGCCCCCGCUAAGAUCGCCUACGCCGCUGCUCCCGCCGUAACCACCUACGCCGCUGCCCCCGCUAAGAUCGCCUACAGCGCCGCCAACGCCGUGUCCUCCUCUUACAUCUCCACUGGCGCCGUGAAGACCUACGCCGCUGCCCCCUCUAUCGCUGCCUACUCCACCUCCCCCGCGGUGCACGCCUACUCAGCAACUCCCGCUGUCGCUGCCUACUCCGCCUCCCCCGCGGUGCACUCCUACUCUGCCAGCCCCGCUGUUGCCACCUACUCUGCCUCCCCUGCUAUUGCCACCUACGCUGCUGCCCCUGCUAAGAUCGCCUACGCCGCUGCGCCCGCUAAGAUCGCCUACAGCGCUGCCAACGCCGUGUCCUCCUCUUACAUCUCCACUGGCGCCGUGAAGACUUACGCCGCUGCCCCCGCUAUCGCCACCUACGCCGCCGCCCCCGCUAAGGUCGCGUACGCUGCUGCCCCCGCCGUCCACACCUACGCCUCCGCCCCCGCUGUUGCCACUUAUGCUGCUGCCCCCGCUAAGAUCGCCUACGCCGCUGCCCCUGCCGUGGCCACCUACGCCGCCGCCCCCGCCAAGAUCGCCUACAGCGCUGCCCCCUCUGUCUCCUCCUCUUACAACUCCUUUGGCGCCGUGAACGCCUACGCCGCCUCCCCCGCCAUCUCCGCCUACUCCGCCGGCCCCGCCGUGUCCGCCUACUCCGCUAGCCCCGCUAUCUCUGCGUACUCCGCUAGCCCCGCUAUCUCCGCCUACUCCGCCAGCCCCGCCGUGCACGCCUACUCUGCCGGCCCCGCUGUGGCCGCCUACUCCACCGGCGCUUCCAUCUCCGCCUACGGUGCCUCUGGCGCCAAGAUCGCCUACAGCGCCGCUCCCGCCGUGUCCAGCUCCUACAUCUCCGGCGCCCCGGCUGCCGCCGCCUACCACGGCUACGCCGCCGCCGCCCCCGUGCUGCAGUACGCCCAGGCCGCCCCCAUCAAGGCCGUCGCCCCCGCCGUCGUGAAGAACGUGCACUACAAGCACCUCGAGGAAUACGACGACCACCCCAGGUACGCCUUCGAGUACGGCGUGUCCGACCCCCACACCGGUGACCAGAAGGAGCAGAAGGAGCAGCGCGACGGCGACGUCGUCAAGGGAGAGUACUCCGUCGUCGAGCCCGACGGUUCCGUGCGCACCGUCAACUACGUGGCCGACUGGGAGACCGGCUUCCACGCCACCGUCUCGAAGAACCCCCCCAACCACAAGAUCGGUGUCCAGCACUAAGGCCGCUCCGGUCGCGCCCCGUCCUGCACCUGACCGCCGACCAGACCGCUCCAAAUAAUUUUCUCCUCGGUAUAGGCCGACCUCCUGACCAAGUUGUGACAGCCGACGCAAGUGGCUGUGGCUAAACAAUGAUUAUGAGGCUUUGCAAAUCCCGGGUUCCGAUCAGAGUGCAGCGUCACCCACGCGCGUGUCCUAGCACAAUGCGCAUUGUGCGAGAUCUGUUUGCUCGGGCCGCUCGCGCUGCUUGCGCCACGGCCGAACGUCAAAUUGUUUUCUUUUCUGUCACCGCCGUCAAGGCGCGGCCACUUUCGUCACGUUAUUCGCUCCUGGCUGGGAAGUCAUGGAUGCAUACACUAUCUUGCUGGUCGAGCGCACGUCUUUGGGGACCGUUGUUGGCGGAGACAACGUCCAAUGUGAUCACCAAGUUAUAAUACCUAGGACGUAGACAAGAGAGUUAUUUUGUUGGAUAAGUUGUAGCUUUUACGUUGUCGUCCUCAUUUCCAUUCGUCGCCAUUCAUUCAUUAUUGGUUAAGACCACGCAAAUGUGGAACUAGUCUGCUCUCACCGUAUCUUUAAGUGAUUGUCUCUCGCACAAAAACUACGCUAAUGAGGCAUCAUUCUGCACCAAUUAUAUAUGCUUUCAUUAUAUUAAUGAAAGUAACAACUGCACUGUACCCGAUAAUGUACAAAGUCGCUUUUACUACUAAGCCAUUUUGGAUGAAGAUCGAUAGGCUCUGAGUUACCUAUAUUGCCCUGCUCCGAAUGUCGCAGAUUUGUUACCGUUUAUGUUAUGUUCUUUUGUUGUGCGUGAUUGUAAUGUGUUCAUCUACUCGAGUACGCAUACCUAUUAAUAAAGAGCGAAAGCCAUUGUA